AUGAUCCCAAAGAAGCCUGAGGCCUCUCCAAAGCAUGUUGGCUCAACGGUUUGUUGCGCUUCAGCUGGCCGCUGCUCCAUGAAGGUCAUCUGUGGCUUCCUUCCAGUCUUUGCUUCUCAGAGCACCGGCACCCUGGCAGUUGAACCAGGAAACUCUGUCAGGUCCCCCUAUGCAGAUGUGCGGCUAACCAGUUGGCCCAUGUUGACGACGCAUGAUGCUGCAACCGGAUACAUGCAAAAUCCGCUAGAUCCCAGAGUCACCUGGGGUCAGACGCAGCCUGCGUCCAAACAUGCUUUUACCGAGCAGCUGAAUUGUGGAGCACGUGCCUUUGACAUGCGGCCACAUGUCACCGACGAGGGCAAAGUGGUGUUUCAUCACGGUGAUGUUGAGAUAAUGCAGGAUGCCGAGACUGCCGUAGCGGAGAUCGUGCAGUGGGCGCAGCAACAUCCGGCUUUAGAGGAUUUUGUGUUGAUUUACAAUUGGGACUGUACGGGAGCGAGCUGUAGCACUAAAGUCGCAGAGCUUCUCGCGAAAUAUGGACUGGCGACAAUGGCAAACUGCAGCCAGUUGAACCUCACUCUCAGUGCAGCAGCAUCCAUGGCGAGUUUGCCGCACGGUGGUCAUGUCCUCGUUGUGAACGACUGUGUUCAGCAGCAUUACAAUGAAAGUCUGGCAUGCUCCGGUUUUGACCAGUCCUUCGAUGCAUCCGACAUAGCUGAUCUUGCAGGAAACCUGCCGCACUGCCGGGAGCUUCACAACGCGUCGUUGGACGAGCUGCUCCUCUGCGGACAUCAAUUGCAACAGCGACAUGCGGCAGCUGCUCCCACGUCUGCUGUUGGUUAUUACCAGUGCUGGGUCGGUGCUUCGGGGCAUGACUUUGCCGUCCAGCGCUUGUUGGGCUACCUAACGGGGGUGGCAUCCAAGCCCCUGCCAGCCGACAGCUUCACAGAACUGCAAGCAUUGUGGCAGGAAACCCCGCAGUCCGUGGCGAUUGGCGUGGCGCAUUUUAACUCUCUCCUCAAGGACGAGGAGCAGAGCCAGCUGAAUGCCCUCAUGGCGCAAAAGAUUCGCAGCGGCGCCUUCGGGCACAUCAGCUUGUUUGAAGUGAACAACGUCUGUGACCAUGGACUGGAGAUGGUGGCGUUUGUGGAGCCACUGGUCUUGUCAGAGACGGUGCCCUGUGCGAGGGGCGAACUUUUGCAGUUCAAGGAAGCCUCUGCUGAGGCGAGCUACCUGGGAGCCUGUUGUGGGCUCGUGUGUGUGAAGGCAGGGUCGUACUAUGAUAAGUUUUGGGAGGCGACCGGCGAGGACUCAAUGGGGCAGUCGACGCCGCCGGCUACUAAUCGGUGGCGCCGGUGGCAAGAGAGUGGCACCGGCGGUGUGUCCAGCGGGGACCAGGAGACUUUCGGGGCGAGCCAUGGCUUGGGCAGCCGGCGUGGCGGCCGACGGGGCGGCAAUGAACAUUGGAGCUGGAAGUCUGAGCGUGGCUGCGCGCCAUCAAGCAGGCUUGGCCAGACGGAGCUCGACGAGACGAUCAGGGACUAUGUGACCGCUCCGGAAGAGGAGGAGGAAAAGGGUGUGGUUAAGGUGGCUGGCUCCGGAGCUGGAGCCGAACGCAAGGGGCCGGGGCGCAUUUCGAACACUUAUCCUCCGGUGUUUCGCGCCCGGCCGCAGGAAAGCUACCAGGAAUGGCGACGGAGUGUGGAGUUUUGGGUAGGUGGAGAAGGAAAUCAGCUGCCUGUUGAGUUGAUUGGUCCGAGGAUGAUGGUGCAGUUGAAGGACAGGGCGGCUCAGCUUGUCAAACAUUUGCAAAUCGCGGAUGUCCAUGGCCUUGACGGGAAGGAGGUUAUCUUCCGCGAGCUGGAGAAGUCGCCUUUGAUAAGCAGGUGGACCGCCACCGUGUGGAUGAGCACAGGAGGCGGCUCAUGCAGCUCUCCCGAGCACCGGGAGAAUCCAUGGAGAGCUACGCGUUCUAUGUCGGGCACCUGCUGGAUCAUGCUCGCUUGA
Symbiodinium necroappetens is the source of this 2007-nucleotide messenger RNA. The record is from the annotation of a GenBank genome assembly. Lineage: Eukaryota; Dinophyceae; Suessiales; Symbiodiniaceae.